AGUGCUAAACGAACGAGCAGACAGAGAAUACAGCAAGCUGAGCGCUUCUUUCAAUCACACUCAACCUAUUCAGAGCAAUCAACAACAAUGCGGCAACCAAUCAGUGCUUCAAUUGGGCUACUUACAUUUGUGGCAAUAAAUGGAAUCUUGGUUGCGGCUCAAGUGCCCUUUCCCGGCAAAUGUCCUGAGGUUAAGAUAAUGGACACCUUUGACUUGGAAGCGUAUAUGGGCAUCUGGUAUGAGUACUCAAGGUAUCCAUUUGCCUUUGAAAUAGGCAAGAAAUGUAAUUACGCAAACUAUACGAUUGUCGAUAACAGCACAGUAUCCGUUGUAAAUGCAGCCAUCAAUCAACUCUUUGGAAAUCCAACGAAUGUGACUGGUACAGCCAAGGUCAUUGCGCCCGCCCAACUGGCAGUGACAUUCUCCCAGAAUCAGAAAGCGGAGAAGCCAAACUAUUUGGUUCUGGGUACCGAUUACGAUUCAUAUGCAGUUGUCUACAGCUGCACCAGUUUCCUCUCCCUGGCCCAUUUGAAAAUAGUUUGGAUAUUGACGCGACAACGUAUACCCACCGAGCAGGCCCUUCAGACCGCCCAAAAGAUACUGGAUGACAACAAUAUAUCGAAGGCCCUGCUGCUCGAGACCCAACAGGAGAACUGUCCCCAAUUAUCAGGCAAUGUACCCAUUUUCGAUCCGGUGGAUGGCCUUGUCGCCAAUCUUUUGCCCCAGGCCAUUGAGGCGGCAUGAGAAUGGCUAAGACGUUUCUAUCAGCGUCUCCACGAUAUAUACAUGAAUUUCUUAAACGAUUAAACGCAAUCAACAAACAAGAUAUGUACAUAAUCUAUAUUCAAUGUUAAAUAUAUAUUAAAGAGAGAAAUUACUAAUAA
Molecule: messenger RNA, 884 nt
Organism: Drosophila grimshawi
Lineage: Eukaryota; Metazoa; Arthropoda; Insecta; Diptera; Drosophilidae
Product: apolipoprotein D
Exons: 6
Coding region: 88-744 (218 amino acids)
Molecular function (GO): pigment binding
Source: RefSeq, a predicted model, not a curated record